This is a messenger RNA of Seminavis robusta, 5067 nucleotides long. NCBI's taxonomy places the organism in Eukaryota, Bacillariophyta, Bacillariophyceae, Naviculales, Naviculaceae. The record is from the annotation of a GenBank genome assembly.
CUAGUAGUCUAGCAGUCGCCGGAAGCAUCAAAAGUUAUCCGCAAAUUAUGACUAACACAACACAACCAGUAACUAGUCCACAGGUUUAUGGAGCAUGUGUAUACAAAGAGCUACUAGUAUACAAAGCAGCUGGGACCACAAGUUCCCACGACGAAUGGCUUUAUUAAUCGAGCACCGGAACAAUGAUUCGAUUCGGGUGCUGUGAAAAGAAUGGUGCUAAGGUUUAAAAAUUUCAAGGAUUGAAUCGAAUCGAAUCAUUUGAAUUAUUUGAUACCAUUCAUACAAUGUUGACUUGUGACCGUGACUUGAUAAAGAGGUCAUCGUCGUCGGAAGGCAUGCAGGCGCUCUCCGUUCAUGCACCUAUAAGCCGCAUGAUCGCAGUCAAGAUCUCGGGAUCCUUUCACCAAUGGAUUCCUCCCGUUGCACAAUUAAAAGUGGCGACGGUUUAUUCAGGAUUUGUUGGCCCGGUUUAUUCAGGCUGGUUCAUUGGCAGGAAUAAAACAUUUGCCAAGCUGUGCAGCAAUUGCAGCCCCAUCCAUCCAUAGUCGAUUCGCUAACACAAGUCUUCACAAACCAAGCACACAACGAGUACUGUAACUGCAAUUUAUAUAGCCAUCCAACCAUCAGAAACCAUGACAAUGGAAGAGGAGGCUGGCAAGCCGGGCAACCUGGGUUCUCCCAACAACCCAGAGCAGGAAAACCAGGAGGGACAGCAGGAGAAUGAAGAUGAAGGUUCUUUGGAAGAAGGAUUGGAUCCUCUCGACCUGCAAAAAAUUGUGGAAGCUCGGCUACACGAUGCCGAUGCCAGUGCCAUCCCAGUAAGCCAACAACAGCACACACUAGACUUUUUUGAAACAGAGAAAAGCCCACACCCACCGCAAAAAGAUUCGGAGGCCAUCCCAACAAGCAACCAACAGCACACACUAGGAUUUUUCGAAAGAGAGAAAAGCCCACACCCACCCAAAACUGGAGAAGUAGGAGGCCCAAAAGUGGACGAUCAGUUCCAAGAUUCUGGUCUCUACCAAGGUGAAAAUAGUACCACUCCAGAGCACGAUGACACCCGAAUUGAACUUGUCGACGCUCCGGAGGAUACGGUGCAAAAUGACGACAAUUUGGGAAUUAUGCCUUUGCCUCGAUUGGAACGGACUACUGCCAACAGAAGGGCCCAAGUACAGCCAGGAGCCUUCCCAAGUGGAGGAAAUCAAGCAACAGAGGAAAAUUUGGAGCCAGCAGAGACGGAUAUCGAACCCACGACUACUGGACCACCUAGGAUUGAACCGGAAAUCGACAAUAGUGGUUUGGCUGUGGCAAACUUGGUUCCCGAUGAAACUACCCCUCAGGAUCUUCCCCGCGCUCAAGAUUACAAUCUGGAACGUGAAAACACAAACAGAGAAGAGAGAAUGAAGCAAUUCAAAACCAAGGUACUCUUGGGAGUCAUCGUCUUGUUGGCCAUCAUUCUCAUUUUGGUAGCCAUUGUGUCACCUGGAAAGAAGCAGGAUGAUGCAGAUCUUGUCCCAACACCCGUGCCUAGUGAGCCGCCCAGCAGCAACCCAUCUCAGGGGCCAUCGACUUAUUCAGAAUACUGGCUAUCUCUUUUCCCUGAAUCAACAGUCUCUGCAAUUCAGGAGGACCCAGAAUCGCCUCAGUCAAGGGCAUUCGAAUGGCUUAUGGAAGAGAUCGACAUCCUACACAACAUUACGGAACAGAGAGUUGUACAACGUUUUGUACUCGCAACUUUCUAUUUUGCCAACAGUAAAGACCAAUGGUUCUCCAGUGAUAAUUGGCUCAACCACAGGGUUCAUGAGUGUCUUUGGUAUUCAAGUUUGGAGGAUUAUUAUGUCUUAAUUAAAGCUGACAUACUUUUCCCACUGGAUCACCUCAGUCCCUGUGAACAAGAUACAGCUGGAUAUCGAGAGGAUGGUGUACUCUACCAGGGAGAUGGAAUCCUGAAGCACUUUUGGCUGCAAUAUAAUGGCCUGUCAGGAUCAGGUAUUCCGCCGGAGGUCUAUUUGCUCACAGACCUCACGAGCUUGGCAUUCGAUGGAUUGAAUCUUACCAGCACUAUCCCAGAAGAGCUUUCUGGCCUUUCAAAUUUGGACUAUCUUUCGAUGAUGGGAUGUGGGCUGUUUGGAACCAUUCCGGAAGCAAUAGGAGGAUGGUCAAAACUUGGAGUUAUCAUGUUUCCCUUCAACUCUUUGACGGGAACUAUUCCAUCAUCCCUGUUUACCCUGACAAACUCCAUGAGAGCUAUUGUUCUAUCAGAAAGUCAGUUGACAGGACCAUUACCAACAGAGCUGGGUUUGCUGACUGAUUUGCAGGCUAUGUGGUUUGAUGGAAACUUCUUUACGGGGUCUAUUCCCACAGAGCUGGCGCAAUUGACUCUCUUGAAUUUUUUAAGUUUUCCCUUUACUAUGUUGAGUGGCACUAUCCCAGUCGAGCUUGCAGUUCUUACAGACAUGGUAUAUUUGCAACUGCAUAACUCGGGUCUUGCUGGGACAAUCCCCAGGUGGCUUGGCAACAUGGCAUCCCUGGAGAUAUUGACACUGUUGGAGAACUCCUUCACUGGGACUAUCCCAACAGAACUUGGACUGCUAACAAAGUUGACUUCCUUGUGGCUUGGUGUGAAUGCUUUGUCGGGCACAAUACCAAGUGAAAUCGGAAUGGAUGAGCAAGCGCUAGUUUUGAGCUUCGAAAGGAAUGGCCUCACAGGAACCAUUCCUACAGAGCUUGGUCUGCUUACUGGUUUGAUUCAGUUGUGGCUGUUUGACAAUGACUUGACUGGAACAGUGCCCCUGGAGCUUGGCAGUGCUUCUUUCCGUUAUUUUGAAAGUGUCUUGUUACAUGGAAAUAAUCUUUCUGGCAUUAUCCCAGAGAUGUUGUGUUCUACCGGCACAGCAAUCAACCUUACUUUUGACUGCAGCGACCUGCUCUGUGGAUGUGACUGGUGUAACUGUUCUAGCACCAAUUUAUGAGUAUGGUGCUGUUGGAAGUCAAGAAUCAGAAUGGUGGUGGUCGGAUUGUGGGUGACGAGAGCUGAAUGGAAUCAAAAGGCUGUUUGUGUUGAUAAUCAUACUACAUAAAUGCAUACGUAGGAGACAAUAGUGCAACAUAGCUUGCAAUGUUGCGGAUUCUGUCACAGCACCACUGGCUUGAAUUUGAGACUUCAACGACUCGAAUUGACUCGACUCCACUCGAUCAUGAGGGAAGCCGAUGCGGUGCAUCAUCAUGUGGGGUAUCCAAUCAUUUGCCUAACACAAUGGUUUGACUGGAACAGUGCCCUUGGAGCUCGGGAAUGUUUAUCUACAGCGCAGUAGCUCUUUCCUCGUCACACCUCAGCUAGCUAGCCGAUACAUUCAAAGUACAAGCGCCUGUAGCUACAUGAAUGGUCAGUUUUGGAGAGAAUUGUAUGACGUGGAGCAUAUAAUAAAUAUAGAGCAGUGGCCUGCCUAGUAACUAGUGUCGUAACCUCACAAUAAGGCGAGUUCAGACCUCCACAACCGAACCAGUGGGCAUCGGCAUGGCCUGUUCUUGAGUAAUCUCGAAACUCUUAGAAGCAGGCGCUACCAAAACGGUGUUGUAUUCCUCUUCCACCCGCUUGUGCAUCUCAUCGGUAAUGGCCUGCCCGUUCUUCUCCCACAUGUCACGAUUGUUGACGGCGUAGUUCAAGUUUUCAUCGCUCGUGGGACCAAACACGCCACAAUCUCGGAGCUUUUCGGACAAGGGGAUGACUGCAGAGCAGCAGAGGCAAGUGUGUGUAAGCAAAAGGUAACUGUAACAGCCGAGAGCCCAUACACGGAGAAACCACUUCCUUGUACUCACUGUAAAAGUUGAAGAAUCCAAUCUCUGUCAGGAGAAAGCCGCGGGAGGUGCAAUGUGAGAAAGCUACUACAAGGCAUGCACUACGCUGUCAAGCCAUCAUUGCGGUCUUACCGCCAUUGUACCAGUUGUCUGCUGGAUUGCUGUUUGCACGACCCUCCCGAAACGCAGCAUAAGUCUCUCGGAAGAGGCGCUCGUUCCAUUUUCGGUAAAUGUGCCAAUGCUGAGACAUGUGGGCAACGUCAGCGGCCUGGAUCAAGUGCUCAAUCUGUUGCACACGGAAGAGAAAUGCAAGGUGAGAAAUUCAAAUGCAAUGCGCUGCAGCAGGCCAAGCCAGAAAAGAGAUUGAACGUACAACGAUGGUGGCUUUUCGGUUGCUAGUUGUGUCUCUACUCUCUCGUGCAGUCUCAGAGUCAUGCAUAGUGGAGUCCGUCACAACGCUGGCGCCAUCAGAGGAGUCUCCUCGUUGAAACGCCUUGUCCCAACGACCAUUUCGCAGCGCUUUCAUUUCCCUGAAGAGAUGCAAGAAAGGCGAAAGGUGAGGGCGUGCCAUCAUCGGAAUGGGAGCGGCAAACUAACUAAUCCGUGUACGUACUUGUCGCCCAAAUCAGUUGCCAUCAGAGCAUUGACCACAAGCUGCCGGAAUCUGCACAAAUCUUGUGAAUCUUGGCAGAUAGCUGACAACAAAUCGGUGAAGCGCUCCUCCAUCAGCAAAUCCCAAGCAAUGUCGAAUGAGUUUUGCUCCGCGACAGAUCGGUUCUGUUUCGGGCGGCAACGAUGGGUCAGUUGUCAGGUUCAUUCAAUGGUCAGUCGAAGGUGCAUGGAGCUUACCUUGUACUUGGUAGCCGUGAUGCUGUUUUCCUUUAUAAACUGUGGAUUCGGAACACCAGGAUGGUCUGACGAGACGUUCGGGUGAGCAUGGAUCCAAUCUCAACCACGCUGCCAAAAACAAGAACGAAACUCACCAACAUCGUGGAUAAGAGCAGUGAACACAACCGCGAACUGUGUUAACGCGUCGCUUGCAAUUCCGUAGCUGGGAGUGCCAGAUAACCCAAAGAGGCUGCCUGGAAACUGGAUCGGAAACGCUCGCCAUCUUUUCCCACACCCGCAUCAGUCGCAGCAAUGAUUCGAUUCUGCGAGAGGAAGGAAAUGCAUCAUCAGCCCGGAUAUCGAUGCCAUCAUUACGUUGUUGCUUGACACUCCUUUCGUUCACUUACCAGAUACUUGGUCACCGCCAUAACCACGUAGCUG